Hippoglossus stenolepis (Pacific halibut) is the source of this 477-nucleotide messenger RNA. RefSeq names its product 60S ribosomal protein L3-like. NCBI's taxonomy places the organism in Eukaryota, Metazoa, Chordata, Actinopteri, Pleuronectiformes, Pleuronectidae. Gene Ontology annotation, biological process: ribosomal large subunit assembly; translation. Gene Ontology annotation, molecular function: structural constituent of ribosome; RNA binding. The record is from RefSeq and is a predicted model, not a curated record. The coding region runs from base 16 to 405 and encodes 129 amino acids. Gene Ontology annotation, cellular component: cytosolic large ribosomal subunit; ribosome. The transcript has 4 exons.
AAACUUCAUCAGUAGAUGCACCACCGUACAGAGAUCAACAAGAAGAUCUACAAGAUUGGCCAGGGCUACCACACCAAGGAUGGAAAGCUGGUGAAGAACAACGCCUCUCCAGAGUACGAUCUGUCCAACAAGAGCAUCAACCCCCUGGGUGGUUUUGUUCACUACGGAGAUGUGACCAACGAUGUCAUGGUGAAGGGUUGUGUUGUGGGGACCAAGAAAAGGGUGCUGACUCUGCGCAAGUCUCUGCUGGUGCAGACCAGCCGUCGUGCUUUGGAGAAGAUUGACCUCAAGUUUAUCGACACCACUUCCAAGUUUGGUCAUGGUCGCUUCCAGACAUUGGAGGAGAAGAAGGUGUUCAUGGGACCACUCAAGAAGGACCGAGUCACCAAGGAGGAGACUGCUUAAAGUUCAAUGUCUCUGCUGCAUUAACUGUCAACAUCAAUGUUGUGCAGUUAUUUAAUAAAAAAACAAAAGAUA